This is a messenger RNA of Daucus carota subsp. sativus, 2588 nucleotides long. RefSeq lists its product as uncharacterized. Lineage: Eukaryota; Viridiplantae; Streptophyta; Magnoliopsida; Apiales; Apiaceae. The record is from RefSeq and is a predicted model, not a curated record. Gene Ontology annotation, molecular function: protein binding. Bases 141 to 2408 code for a protein of 755 amino acids. The transcript has 4 exons.
ACACUAUGUAUAUAGAAUUAUAAAAAACACACACUGACACACACACACACACACUAUGUAUAUAGAAUCAUAAAGCGAGAGAGAUUACACUAGAAACACAUUGCAACAGCAGUACAGCACCACCACCUACAGUGCCUGAAAUGACGGUGUUUGGCCACGCAAGCGGCGGCGGCAAGCAAGUAGUUCCGUUCGACUACGAAGCCGAGGUUUCGCAACGCCUCCUCGAAUCAGCUCAAUCUAGCCACAAUGCCUCUGCGUUUGAUUGUAUCGCCGAUCCGUCGGUAGAUGUUAAUUACGUCGGCGCUGUGUGGCUCAAUGUUCGAAAAGCUGAGAUGAUUUGUCGCGAUGAAUCGCCGAUUGAGAUUCGGUUCGAGUCGGAGAAGUUUAAGACGGACGUCACGCCGUUGUUCCUCGCCGUUCAUAACGGAAAUGUAGCUCUUGUCAAGAGACUUCUGAGUUCUGGGGCCGAUGUAAAUCAGAAACUAUUCAGGGGCUUUUCGACAACAGCAGCAGUAAGAGAGGGUCACCUUAAGAUUUUGGAGAUCCUACUUAAAUCUGGGGCAUGCCAACUGGCUUGUGAGGAGGCUCUCUUAGAGGCUAGCUGCUAUGGACAUGCAACAUCCACAGCACUGCUUAUGGGGUCUGAUCUAAUUCGGCCCCACAUUGCCCAACAUGCUCUUGUCAAUGCAUGCAGCAGAGGAUUUGUGAAUGUCGUCGAUACUCUCAUUAAGAAUGGUGUGGAUGCUAACACAACCAGUCGUGUGUUGCUCAGAUCAUCGAAACCGUGUUUGCAUGCAAAUAUUGAUUGCACGGCUCUUGUAGCUGCUAUUGUUAGUAGGCAGGUCUCUGUUGUAGAUCUGUUGCUACAGGCUGGCGCAAACACAGAUAUUGAAGUACGAUUAGGAGCAUGGUCAUGGGAUAUGUGUACAGGUGAAGAGAUCAGGGUGGGUGCAGGACUUGCUGAUCCCUAUCCCAUCAGCUGGUUGGCGGUGGAGUUUUUUGAAACUAGUGGGACAAUCUUGCGCAUGCUGCUCCAACACCUACCCCUUAACACCCGCCACCUUGGAAGAAGUCUCCUCCACCAUUCCAUUCUCUGUGGAAACACAGGAGCUGCCAAGUUUAUUUUAGAUGCCGGUGCUCACAUAGAAGCCCCGAUUGAAACAUUUGAGAAGGCCGAUUUACGCCCAGUGCACUUAGCUUCUCGUGUUGGAUCAUCAACUAUUCUUCAGCACAUCAUUGACUCUGGCUGUGAUCUUAAUGCACCAACAGAUGAUGGAGACACUGCUCUGAUUAUAUGUGUUAGAUAUAAGCAGGAAGACUGUCUUCGUGUUUUGGCAAAAGCCGGUGCUGAUUUUGGGUUGGUUAAUCUAGCUGGCGUAUCUGCAAGUUCAUUAGCUGGAUCAAAUCAAUGGUACUGUGGUCUCCAACGAGCUCUUCUAGAUACAGUGAAGGCUGGAAGGGUUCUCAGGUCGUGCAAAGCUUAUGUGUUUUCACCUAUCUUGUUUGUAGCUCGGUCUGGUGAUGUACAAGCAUUGAGAGCUGUUUUUGAACAUGGAGAGAUUAAUUUAGAUGAACAGGAUGAAAAAGGUUUUUCAGCAGUCAUGAUUACUGCAAUGGAAGGUCAUGUUGAAGCCUUUCGUUUACUUGUUUAUGCCGGGGCAGAUGUAAAGCUUAGCAAUAAAUCUGGUGAAACAGCAAUUACACUUUCAAAGUUGAGUCCCAACUAUGAUCUAUUGGAGAAGGUAAUGCUUGAAUUUACCCUCGAGAGAGGCAAUCGCAGUGGCGGAUAUUUUUAUGCUUUACAUUAUGCAGCUCGCCAGGGAGACUUAAAUGCAGUUAACUUGUUGGUAGGUAGAGGUUACAAUGUAAAUGAUUUUGAUGGGGAUGGAUACACACCUCUAAUGUGGGCAGCAAGAGAAGGCCAUACAGAUAUGUGUGAACUUUUGAUUUACCACGGAGCACAUUGUAAUUCUAAGAAUGCAAAAGAUGAGACAGCACUUUCACUUGCGAGAAAGGCUGGUUUUACACGACAUGAUGUGGAACGAGUGAUACUUGACGAGAUUUCUCGCAAGCUGGUCUUGACCGGUGCCAAUGUUUGGAAACACACCAAAGAAGGAAGAGGAGCUCCACAUAAGAAAGUCAUCAAAAUGAUGGAGCCUGAAGGACUAUUGAGGUGGGGCAAUUCGAAGUGCAGAAACGUUCGAUGCCAAGACGCGGAAGUGGGAUCAAGCAAUAAAUUUCAAAGGCUAAGGCAGAGCAAGGGUGAUUCUGAUAGACCUGGAUUGUUUAAGGUCAUAACAGUGAAGAACAAGGAAAUACAUUUUUUGUGUGAAGGUGGACUUGAGAUGGCUGAGUUAUGGGUGAGGGGAAUUAAGCUUGUUACCAAGGAAAGUUUAUCUUGCCACUAGUGAAUUUAGAUAUGAAAGCAAUUUCAAUCAGCUUUCUAGAGUUUAUGUACAAAUGCAAAUGUUCACACGGUACUUCAUCUCAAGUACCACGUUUUUUUCUUUCGAAUGCUCUGAAACAACUAUCCUGUAGUAAACUUUUAAUAAUUGAAAUCUUUAAAGUAUCAACAUUUGUUUCGUCGA